This is a messenger RNA of Aspergillus fijiensis CBS 313.89, 1617 nucleotides long. RefSeq lists its product as uncharacterized. The transcript has 4 exons. Bases 1 to 1617 code for a protein of 538 amino acids. Lineage: Eukaryota; Fungi; Ascomycota; Eurotiomycetes; Eurotiales; Aspergillaceae. Gene Ontology annotation, molecular function: protein binding. The record is from RefSeq and is a predicted model, not a curated record.
AUGAAUUACUGCCCCGAAAGACCAGCUCAAGUCAACCUGAGCACUUUUAAAGUUACCAUCACGCCUCACUUCACGGCUAAACACGAGGCCAGUCAUCUCUCCAUCCACCUCAGUCUCCAGAGCCCCAAUCGCGCCGCUCACCACCCGCUCUUUCUCUUCGAAACCUAUUACGGUAACGUUCCUGCCAAUCCAUUCACCGAAGGUGAUAUAUUGGCCUCUGAUGCCGCUGGCCCUUUGCCUCUCUACUUCACCAACCCGACCGAGAAUCCAGAGGGGCCGGACCAGGAGUGGCGCGUAAACCGGGAUACUCUAGGAGAUAUCCAAUUGCAAUUCAGCGUUUUCCCCCGACAUGUGGAUAUCACGACUCCGAUCGGCCCCCGUGUGGAUCUUCGCAGGGAUCAAGGUGGUUUGAUUGGCAAUGGCCGGUAUUUUUUACCUCGUCCGGCACAAAAGGAUCAGAUGUACCACUAUAUCGUGACGUGGGAUAUCGCCCGCGCGCCAGCCGGGACACGCGCCGUGUGGUCGUUCGGCGAGGGGACCGGGGGAUCGGUGACGAAGACCGGGGAUGCAAUGGUCAUCGCCAACUCAGUCUUCAUGGUGGGGCCGAUUCACAGUUAUCCCAACGGCAGGACUCAGAUACCACUCAAAGUAUUCUGGUUCGGCACGCUGCCGGAUAAUCUUUGGCGACUGAAUCAGUACAACAUCCAACUAUUCCCAAGAUUAGCAGCGUUCUUUCGCAGUAACGAGAACACCUCAUAUCGCAUUUUCAUUCGACGGGUGGUUCGUGGAUUUGGCGGGCACUCAUGCCUCGAUAGUUACGUCUUUGAGUAUGACCAAGACAGCUGGAAGGAGGCAGAUGAGGAGCUUGUGGCUUUGUUCUCACACGAGAUGAUUCAUAGCUUUGUGAUGAUGGGACCAGAGCCAGAUGGGUAUGAUAACGGAUGGUUCACUGAGGGGCUUGCACAAUUUUACUCUGCUUGUCUUCCAUAUCGGUUUGGACUGCGCGGGGAAGACUAUCUGCGUAACAGACUGAAUGCGUCGCUGAGUGCUUAUGGAACCAGUCCGCAGAUUGGAAUGGAUAUACUUGAUUCGCAGAAGGAGUUCUAUAAUGACUGGUAUGCGGAGUUGAUUCCAUAUAUGCGUGGAUGUGCCUAUCUUCUCCAGAUUGACAGUCGGCUACGAAAAAGAACAGGAAGUUUUUCGUUAUAUCAGAACAGUCCAAUGGACGAGAUCAUCAUCGAUAUGGCCAAACAUUGGCGGAACGGGGUUCAGCUUCAGGCUAGGGACUGGCUGGGUUAUCUAUACCCAUAUCUGGGAGAGCAUAUCGCACAGGAACUACAGAAUAUGCUCAGGGGUAAACAAGAGAUUCUGGAAUUUGGAUUUGCCUUGUCGAGUAUUAACAAGCGAAUAAUUUGCGGGUUGAUUCCGGGAUCACGAGCGGCAUACGCCGGACUGAAGGACGGACUUCCACUUCUCUCUAUAUCUCGCGCGGGUCGGUGCUCUGUUUCUCUCUCCGAGAAUAUGGACUUGAUAAUUAGAACGAAGGAGGGAGCAAAAGUACAUAUCUCUUAUUGGCCGCGAUCUUUUGACAAGGCAAGGGUCUGGCAAUUGCUGUAG